AUCAGAGUGUGCAGCACUGUGCAGAUCAGAGUGUGCAGCACUGUGCAGAUCAGAGUGUGCAGCACUGUGCAGAUCAGAGUGUGCAGCACUGUGCAGAUCAGAGUGUGCAGCACUGUGCAGAUCAGAGUGUGCAGCACUGUGCAGAUCAGAGUGUGCAGCACUGUGCAGAUCAGAGUGUGCAGCACUGUGCAGAUCAGAGUGUGCAGCACUGUGCAGAUCAGAGUGUGCAGCACUGUGCAGAUCAGAGUGUGCAGCACUGUGCAGAUCAGAGUGUGCAGCACUGUGCAGAUCAGAGUGUGCAGCACUGUGCAGAUCAGAGUGUGCAGCACUGUGCAGAUCAGAGUGUGCAGCACUGUGCAGCCAAGUCUCUGUAUUUGUUGGGGGUAUUUUUUUAGGAUCCCCAUUUAGCUGUUGCAAAAAAACAGCAGCUACUCUUCCUGGGGUCCACACAAAACAUGAAACAUGACAUAAUACAGAACAUUGAUAGAUAAGAACAGCUCAAGGACAGAACUAAAAAGGCAGACGUGGCCAACAUAUCAAUACAUACACACAAACUAUCUAGGUCAGAUAGAGGAGAGGCCUUGUGCUGUGAGGUGUUGCUUUAUCUGUUUUUUUGAAACCAGGUUUGCUGUUUAUUUGAGCAAUAUGAGAUGGAAUGGAGUUCCAUGCAAUAAUGGCUCUAUAUAAUACUGUACGCUUUCUUGAAUUUAUUCUGUAUUUGGGAACUGUGAAAAGACCCCUGGUGGCACGUCUGGUGGGGGAAGUGUGUGUGUGUGUCAGGGCUGUGAAAAGACCCCUGGUGGCACAUCUGGUGGGGGAAGUGUGUGUGUGUCAGGGCUGUGAAAAGACCCCUGGUGGCACAUCUGGUGGGGGAAGUGUGUGUGUGUGUGUGUGUGUGUGUGUGUGUGUGUGUGUGUGUGUGUGUAAGUUGACUAUGCAAACAAUUUGGGAUUUUCAACACAUAAAUGUUUCUUAUAAAAAGAAGUGAUGCAGUCAGUCUCUCCUCAACUCUUAGCCAAGAGAGACUGGUAUGAAUAGUAUUUAUAUCAGCCCUCUGAUUACAAUGAAGAGCAAGAUGUGCUGCUCUGUUCUGGGCCAGCUGCAGCUUUUAACUAGGUCUUUCCUUGCAGCACUGGACCACACGACUUGACAAUAAUCAAGAUUAGACAAAACUAGAGCCUGCAGAACUUGCUUUUUGGAGUGUGGUGUCAAAUGCAGAGCAUCUCUUUAUUACGGACUGACCUCUACGCCAAGUAAUUUAGUCUCCUCAACUUGUUCAACAGCCACACCAUUCAUUACCAGAUUCAGCUGAGGUCUAGAGCUUGGGGAAUGAUUUGUACCAAAUACAAUGCUCUUAGUUUUAGAGACGUUCAGGACCAGUUUAUUACUGGCCACCCAUUCCAAAACAGACUGCAACUGUUAAGGGUUUCAGUGACUUCAUUAGCUGUGGUUGCUGAUGCGUAUAUGGUUUAAUCAUCAGCAUACAUGGACACAUGCUUUGUUUAAUGCCAGUGGCAGGUCAUUGGUAAAAAUAGAAAAGAGUAGAGGGCCUUGAGAGCUGCCCUUCGGUACACCACACUUUACAUGUUUGACAUUAGAGAAGCUUCCAUUAAAGAAAACCCUUUGAGUUCUAUUAGAUAGCUCUGAAUCCACAAUAUGGCAGAGGUUGAAAAGCCAUAACGCAUACUUUUUUCCAACAGGUUAUGGUCAAUAACAUCAACGGCUGCACUGAAAUCUAACAGUACAGCUCCCACAAUCUUCUUAUUAUCAAUUUCUUUCAACCAAUCAUCAGUCAUUUGUGUCAGUGCAGUACAUGUUGAGUGCCCUUCUCUAUAAGCAUGCUGAAAGUCUUGUUAAUUUGUUUACAGAAAAAUUGCAUUGAAUUUGUAAAAAAAAAAAAAUAUAUUGAGUGGAUGGUCGCCCAGAACAUCAUUAUAAAUAAUUUGUAUGCUACAAAUUGACCCGCAAGAAGCCCAAGCAGAUAUAAUUGAGUAAAACCUAAUCAAUUCAAACCUUACAUUUAUAUACGAUCACAUCUCUCUACUAUGCGUGGGAAUACAUGGGAACAGAUUUCCAAAAUUAAAAUCACUUGGAGCUGAUUUCCUGGUGUUUUUAUAGUCUUUUUAUAGUCAAGUUUGAAUUGAUUAGGUUUUACUCAAAUAUAUCUGCUUGGGCUUCUUGCGGGUCAAUUUGCAGCAUACAAAUUAUUUAUAAUUAUGUGUAUAUAUAUAUAUAUCAUUUUUUUUUCUCUUGAAAACCUUGGGGGGCCAAAUAUAAUAUUUAUGAUAUUUUUGCUCACAAAACUUGGGGGGCCAAAGUCCACAAGACUGUCUGUUGGCUAGCUGCUCUCCAAGGGGCUGUGUACGUAGUUAAACCAGUCCGGCAUGACCAGAGACAGUUUUUCCAGAUGAAACGGUGAACACAUUUGCCUUUAGAGACUGUCCUGAGACCUGUUUAUCCAGAGCAUGUGUAUAUCUCCCAGAAAUGUCAUCUUCCUCCGUCCCUUAUUUGAUCAGAACAUAGAUCAUUUAAUACAUGGACUGUUAGUAUUUCCCCCUGAAUGUUUGUUUGUGCUGCCGACAUGCCUGCUUUCCCUUAUUUUGACACACAUACAGCCUUGUCAAAAUGAAUCUUUCACCUCCUUUUUUUAAUUCAGUCCUAAACAUCCACUGACCUCUUCCCACCCCCAGGUGCUGGCCACAGGCCUGAGUGCUCUCUACUCCUCCCUGCCGAGGAAGAUCGAGGUACGGGGCGAUGACUGGCACGCUCUGCGGAGGGAGGACUGGAUGGGCGUUUCCUCUCUGGUGCUCUUCAUGAACUCUCUGGAGUUCUGUAAUGCUGUCAUUCAGGUGUCACACCCACUGGUGCGCAGCCAGCUGGUCGACUACGUACACAACGGCUUCCUGGUCCCCGUCAUGGGACCCGCCCUACACAAGGUAGGGGGGGGGGGGGGGGACUCUCUGAUUGGCUAGCCUGAGCGUCACUCUCGCUGGUUGAUUGAUUGAUAGAAUUGAUUAGAUAAUUAAAAGUAGGAGCUACUAGGCUGCUCCAGCCGGCGACGACGCUCAGUAUUCAAAAUGUGAUGUUAUUACUCUUCUCUUUUAAAACGUGUCGUUUUGGCUGCCAACAUCCAAAUUAUUUUUUUAAUAUUUACCCUCCCUCCCUCUUUCCAGUCAUCUGUAGAUGAGAUGAUAGCCAGUACAGCCUACCUGGAUCUGUUCCUGCGCAGCAUCACGGAAACGGCUCUCCUUAAAACCUUCCUGCGCUUCAUCCUCAUGCAUCGCCAUGACAACGACACCAUCCUGGACACGUUGCUAACGCGCAUCAGCAGCAACUCAAGGGUCAGUACUAUAGUAUUGAGGGGGGUGGGUGUACAGUGCUGAGGGUCCUCUGGGAGGGAGAGGGAGAAUUUUACAUUUUAGUCAUUUAGCAGACAAUCUUAUCUAAAGCGACUUACAGUUAGUGUCAUCAAAAGGCAGCUGGGUGAGACAACCGCAUACAAUAUCGGCUGUAGUAAGUAAAAUGAAUUUAAAAAAAGUUAAUGUAGGAAAUGGGGCCCGAACGCAGAUAUAUAUAUUGCAAGCACGUAUUUGGCUUCCGUCCUGUGACUGGUUCUCUCUCUACCCUGCAGCUCAUGUUGUUCUGGUGUCUGUCUGUCCCACAGCUGUGUAUGGUGUCUCUACCUGUGGCUAAUGUUCUGGUGUCUGUGUCUGUCCCACAGCUGUGUAUGGUGUCUCUACCUGUGGCUAAUGUUCUGGUGUCUGUGUCUGUCCCACAGCUGUGUAUGGUGUCUCUACCUGUGGCUAAUGUUCUGGUGUCUGUGUCUGUCCCACAGCUGUGUAUGGUGUCUCUACCUGUGGCUAAUGUUCUGGUGUCUGUUUCUGUCCCACAGCUGUGUAUGGUGUCUCUGAGCCUAUUCAAGACUCUGCUCUCUCUCAACUGUGAAGACCUCAUGUUGCAGCUCGUUCUCAGGUAGAAGCUGUUACAUUCUCAUUAGUAGCAGUAUAGUAACAGUGUAUUGUUGUCCUACAGCAAAUUAAAAUUACAUGAAAUCUAUUAUUAUUAUUAUUAUUAUUAUUAUUAUUAUUAUUAUUAUUAUUAUUAUUAUUAUUAUGACAGGUAUCUGCUGCCCUGUACCCAUGUGAUGUUGAGUCAGAGGCGUGCCGUCAGGGAGACAGAUCUCUAUGGUAAAUCAGCUGACAAGUUCCUGUCCCUCAUCCCAGACUGCUGCCGCCUUAGCACACUGCCCUCUGCUGAGCAGGAGGAAGAACCCGCCCUUUGGGGGAAAGGUAACUGACGGACAGGCCACUAACCAUGGUUUCUACUGAUCAUUUCACUCAUUCAGUCUUAUCCAGAGCAACCUACAAUGUACCUUUUCAAUGCACAAUACAAGCAUACAUUUGUUGUGUAAACCGUGGUGUUGUGUUAAAGAUUUGGACAGAGUUGACCUUCAGUUUUAACUAUAAGUGCACAUUAUAAAGUAUUAUGGAGAUUGGUUUUGAUCAAUGUUUCAAAUAUAUACACUGAACAAAAAUAUAAACGCAACAUGUAAAGUUUGUUUUUAGAGAAUUUGGCAGUACGUCCAACCGGCCUCACAACCGCAGACCAAGUGUAACCAAACCAGCCCAGUACUGCCACAUCCAGCUGCUUCACCGUCUGAGGUGGAGGGCUGAGGAGUAUUUCUGUCUGAAGUAAAGCCCUUUUCUGGGGGAAAAACUCAUUCUGAUUGGCUGGGCCUGGCUCCCCAGUGGGUGGGCCUAUGCCCUUCAAGGCCCACCCAUGGCUGCUCCCCUGCCCAGUCAUGUGAAAUCCAUAGAUUAGGGCCUAAAGAAUUUAUUUAUAUUGGCUGAUUUCCUUAUAUGAACUCAGUUAAAUCUUGGAAAUUGUUGCAUGUUGCGUUGAUAUUUUUGUUCAGUAUAAGUAGUGAUUCACAAACAAAAGAUGUGUUGUGCAAAUAUAGAAUGUAACUUUUUCAAGGGAAACUUUGGGAUUUUGGCAAUGAGGCCCUUUCUCUACUUCCCCAGUCAGAUCAUCUUGUGGAAACCAUUUUCAUUACUCUGCAUGCAGAUUGAAAGAAGUUUCUAACUAACACAAGUGGUCAAAUAUGUUUUUGUGAAUGUGACAACAUUUGUGACUCCGCAGAUUACAUUUGUGAGUUGCGUUUUACAGGUCAGUUGGUGCAGAUUUAAGAUACAGAAUCCAGAUUAGGACAUCCUCAGUUUUCAUAAAAAUAUGAGAAAUGGGUACACUCAGCAGCCAGUUCAUUAGGUACACCCAUCUAGUACCGGGUCGGACCAUCCUGUAGCCAUGAAGGGAUGCACCUGGUCAGCAACAAUGUUUUAGAUACGCUGUGGCGUUUAAACGUUGCUCAAUUGGUAUCAAGGGACUUAACGUGUGCCAGCAAAACAUUACACCACCACCACCAGCCUUGUACCAUUGAAACCAAGCAGGAUUGGGCCAUGGACUCAUGCCGCUUAUGCCAAAUCCUGACUCUGCCAUCAGCAUGACGCAACAGGAACUGUGAUUCGUCGAACCAGGCAAUGUUUUUCCACUCCUCAAUUGUCCAGUGUUGGCGAUUGCGUGCCCACUGGAGACUCUUCUUAGCUGAUAGGAGUAGAACCCGGUGUGGUCGUCUGCUGCAAUAGCCCAUCCAUGACAAUGAUCGACGAGAUGUGCGUUCCGAGAUGCCGUUCUGCACACAACUGUUGUACUGCGCUGUUAUUUGCCUGUUUGUGGUCCGCCUGUUAGCUUGCACCAUUCUUGCCGUUCUCCUUUUGACCUCUGUCAUCAACAAGCUGUUUUUUGCAGCUGACUGGAAGUUUCUUUGUUUUGUUUGUCGCACCGUUCUCGUUAAACCCUAGACAAGUCCAAGAGGCCGGACGUUUCUGAGAUACUGGAACCGGCGAUCAUACCACGUUCAAAGUUGCUUAAGGUCACUAGUGUUGCCCAUUCUAAAGUGACUCACUGUCGGUAGGAGCUAACCAUUUUCGUGAAGGGGCUGGUGUGUCUAAUUAACUGGCCAUUUGAAUGUGUAUCACAAUUACUUUUAGAAAUGGAUCUGUUUGGUAUCUUAGCUUCCUUUCCUAGCUUAAUUUCCUUCUUUCUUAGCUUUCUUUCCUUGAUCCCUUUCCUUCGUUUCCUCCCCUCCUUUACUUAUCUCUUUCCUUUCUUCCUAUCCAAGCUUCCUUUCCUCCAUUCCUUGCUCCCUUUCCUUCCCUGACUUCCUCUCCUCCUUUCCUAGCUUCCUUUCCUCCAUCCCUUGCUCCCUUUCCUCCAUCCCUUGCUCCCUUUCCUCCAUCCCUUGCUCCCUUUCCUUCCCUGACUGCCUCUCCUCCUUUCCUAGCUUCCUUAUCUCCGAUCCUUGAUCCCUUUCCUUCUUUUCGUCCACUCCUUUCCCUAGCUCUCUUUCCUUCUAUCCUUUCCUCCUAGUCAUCUUCCUUUCCUCCUUUUCAUGCUCCCUUUACUUCCCUAGUUCCCUUCCCUCUCCCCCUUUUCUAGACCCUUCUCUCCCUUUUCUAGACCCCUCUCCCCCUUUUCUAGUGUUAUUUCCUUAUUCCCUUUAUUUCCUAACUUAUUUUCUUAUUUUUUCCUAGUUUCCUUUCCUAGCUACCUUGUCUCCUAUCCUUUCCUAGCUACUUUUCCUUGGUCUUACCAUCUUCCAUUCCUCCUUUCCUAGCUUCCUUUCCUCUCCUCCUUUCCUAGCUUCCUUUCCUCUCCUCCUUUUCUAGAUGAAUUGUCUUUCUUCCAUCCUUUCCUCCCCUCCUUUCCUAGCUCUCUUUCCUUCUAUCCUUUCCUAGCUUCCAUUCCUCCUUUCCUUGCUCUUUCCUUCUCUAGCUUCCUUUCCUUGCUCUCUUUCCUUCCCUAGCUUCCUUUCCUCUCCUCCUUUCCUAUAUACUUUUAUUCCUUUCCUCCUUUCUUUCCUAGAUCCCUUUCCUCCUUUCCCAGCUUCCUUUCCUCACUACUGCAGUAGUGACUUUGGGCAUUCUACACUACUGCUACUAUUAGUCAUUAUAAAAAUGUGAGCUGAUGCGUCUGCUUGGCACUCAGCAUUAAGAAGAUGGAUUGUGGGUAAAGCCUUACGACAGAUUAGCGUUCUGUUCAGGGGGUGUACUUGUACAUCAAGCUGCCUCACGCUACAGAAUCAGGAGAUUGGCUCCUCCCCCUAAAUCCGUUCUGGCCCUCAUUUCCCUGCAAUUCUACACAUUUCAUUUUCUCAUGUGGCAGAGAGAAAAAUGUGCAGUUUUUAUAGUUUGUCAUUCUAAUCUGCACAUUUUACCAUGAGGCUGAGUUUUUAUUUUUAGCUAAUUUCCUGUAAUUCUACAUAUUAACUGGGGGGGUGCGUGCUGGCUGGCCAUCUGGGGGGGAGGGGUGCUGGCUUGCUGUCCAUCUGGGGGGGCUGGCCAUCUGGGGGGGGCUGGCCAUCUGGGGGGGGCUGGCAGCUGGAGGGGGGGCUGUCUGGCCAUCUGGAGGGGGGCUGUCUGGCCGGCUGGAGGGGGGUGCUUGCUGGCUAUCUGGAGGGGGGGGGGCUUGCUGGCUAUCUGGAGGGGGCUAGCAAAAAAUCAAUCCCAUAAAAUAAUUGUGGGCAAGCUUGAGAAAUCAUCCUCAUCACACCCUGGAUACAAAGGAUCAUGGGUGCACUAACCGUAUUAUCACUGCAAGACAACCUGUCCCUCUUCAAGUCCCCCUUCAGAGACCAGUGACCUGCCUGCCAAGGACCGGCGUAAGGCAGGUCACCCAUAGUACACACACGCUCUCUAUUACCUCACACACACACGCUCUCUAUUACCUCACACACACGCGCUCUCUAUUACCUCACACACACACGCUCUCUAUUACCUCACACACACACGCUCUCUAUUACCUCACACACACACGCUCUCUAUUACCUCACACACACACGCUCUCUAUUACCUCACACACACGCGCUCUCUAUUACCUCACACACACACACGCGCUCUCUAUUACCUCACACACACACGCUCUCUAUUACCUCACACACACGCGCUCUCUAUUACCUCACACACACACACGCGCUCUCUAUUACCUCACACACACACACGCGCUCUCUAUUACCUCACACACACGCUCUCUAUUACCUCACACACACACGCUCUCUAUUACCUCACACACACUCACGCGCUCUCUAUUACCUCACACACACGCUCUCUAUUACCUCACACACACACGCUCUCUAUUACCUCACACAAACACACGCUCUCUAUUACCUCACACAAACACACGCUCUCUAUUACCUCACACAAACACACGCUCUCUAUUACCUCACACACACACGCUCUCUAUUACCUCACACACACACGCUCUCUAUUACCUCACACACACACGCUCUCUAUUACCUCACACACACACGCUCUCUAUUACCUCACACACACACGCUCUCUAUUACCUCACACACACACGCUCUCUAUUACCUCACACACACACGCUCUCUAUUACCUCACACACACACACGCUCUCUAUUACCUCACUCACACACACGCUCUCUAUUACCUCACUCACACACACGCUCUCUAUUACCUCACACACACGCUCUCUAUUACCUCACACACACACGCUCUCUAUUACCUCACACACACACACGCUCUCUAUUACCUCACACACACACACGCUCUCUAUUACCUCACACACACCACGCUCUCUAUUACCUCACACACACACGCUCUCUAUUACCUCACACACACACACACGCUCUCUAUUACCUCACACACACACACACACACGCUCUCUAUUACCUCACACACACACACACACACGCUCUCUAUUACCUCACACACACACACACCCACGCUCUCUAUUACCUCACACACACACCGCUCUCUAUUACCUCCCACACACGCUCUCUAUUACCUCACUUUGUGUUUGAGUGUCCCCUUAGUCCACUUAUUUUCCUAAGGUAAAUGUGAAAUGUGUUUUGCUUGUAUUUUAACUUGAAUGUUUUAUUGCCCCUUCAAUGCAUUAUCCAUGUACAGAAUGUAUGAGGUUGUCACAUUUUGCUGAGUCAUCACUUGCGAUUUGACUAUAAUGCAAUAUGCAAAUAUGUCUAAAGCAUAUUAGAAAACACUCCACACACCAAAGCAUAUUACACCAGAAUCCCAUUCUGAAUGAUGUCUCUGCACUCAAUAAAAAAAAAAAUAUAUAUAUAUAUAUUCCCCCCCCCCCAGCAAGCGCCCCCCCUCCAGAUAGCCAGCAAGCGCUUUUUUGCCAAUUAUGAAUGUUAUUCAGUGCAUUUCUAUGGGCUAUUUUAGUAAAGGCCAAAUUCAAUAUUUUAUGAAAUUAUAUUUAAAAAAAAAAAAUACCUAAAGGGUUCCUAAAAUUCAAAAUAAAACUUUAUUUUUAGACAUAUUUUUGUUUAAAAGUUGCAUUGUAUAUUUGCACAACACCUUUUGUUUGUGACUCACUACUUAGAUUUAUAUCUAAAUGUUUUAAAUGUAUAUCUCCAUUAAGUAUAACAAUGACUGACGUUCCCCCCGUCUGGCUGGCUGCCUCCGUCUGGCUGGCUGCCUCCCCCCGUCUGGCUGUCUGUCUCCCCCUGUCUGUCUGCCUCCCACUGUCUGUAGUCCUGAACAGUCCCAGCUCAGAGUCUCCAGUACACCACAAACCCAGCACUCCGUCCCGCUUGGCCCUCUUCAUGCGCCAGCAGAGCACUGGGGGAGGUCCCUCGUCCCCCACAGAGACGAUCCCCUCGUCGCCUGGUGCCGGCCCCAACACCCCCCUGUCCCCAGACAGCCCCAUGCACCCCGUCCCAGAGGGGCUGGACUGGGAGUCGGGGUACCUGGAGUACCUCAGGGACGCCCGUAGGGGGGUAGAGCUGUGCUCCUGGGCCUGCCGGAACUGGUCAGCCCCCUACGACGGCGAGGACCCCUCACCCAACACUGCCCCUCUACCGCCCCCCACCUCCAACCCCUCCCUGGCCUUGUUCCCAGAGCACUUCUCAUUCCAGCAGGGAGGAGGAGGUGGAAAUGGAGGAGGUAUUAACUCCCCCGGCCAGCAGAGGGCAGCAGUGGUGGCAGCAGCGCGGUCAGAGUGGAGCAGUACAGAGAGGGACAGUGGAGAGUGGGACGUCACCAUCGGUAAGAACAGCUGUAUCAGCCUCACACCCCGCACCAAGAAACGCAGCCUGCAGAGAGAGGAGGUCCCCCUCCCCAAACCUCUCCUUCUCCCUCCUGAUUCUGCCCCCUCCGCUGACCCCCACCUCCACUCCGCCCCCACCAAGGGCCCUCAGCAGGCCGUCUUCAACGGGACGUCGUUGGGGGGGCAGGGGGACGGGUGUAUGGACAGCCAGGAUGGAGGGAUGAAGGUUAAGAAGGUGAAGAGAGAAUUGGGUGAGCAGCGGCACCCUGCUGGGGGGGACUCUAGUCAGAAUGGGGGCGUGGGUGCCUGCCUUACCCAGGCCCCUACCCCUGCCCAGGGCUUCUACAGUGAAGGGAAUGGGAGUGGGGCUGCGGAAAGCUCCAGAGGUCUUCCACCACAGAAACAGAGUCCCACCCAGCAUCAGCCUGCUCCACUGCCUUCAGAACCCCAUACCAACUCCUCCAACGACAGGCCUACUCCCCACGCUGCGGCACCCGGCCCUGGAUCGGGACCUCCAGAUGCAAUGCUCUCUAACCAGUCAGAAGCAGUGGAGCGGCUGAUCUCUGAGCUCCUGGAUGGGGCUGGGCCGGGGGAGGGGGGGCAGCAGGGGCCCGGGGACUCCAACGGCCAGGGCAUCAGCAUCGAGGCCUUCACCCAGGAGCUCCGGGAGCUGGAGGAGAGGGUGAGGGAGAGGAGCAGAGGGGCGGGGCUUCUCAGACAGCUGGAGGAGACCACCAGAGACCCCCACUCAGAGGAACCACCACCGCCCCCCUCGCCCCUGGACGCUGACCUGAUGGGGAGCGGGGUAGGGGCUGGAGCAGAGCCCAAGGGAGAGGGGUCAGCUGUGGGGAUGUUCAGCCCUGCCAGGCCUCUAGGACAGUCAUCCUCUCAGCCCUACACAGGUGAGAAAGACCACCAGAGAGCUGAAUGGUGUUGUUUGUUAGUCUAUUAGAUGUCGUCUACUGUUCGCUUAUGUGUGUUAAGAUGUCAGUUCUCAGAUAUUGAAUAGGUGUUUGAUGUUGGAGGAUUUUGCUUGAGGUUGGAUGCUGCUCCAUUAUUUUACUUUUGUUGGUUUUAUGUUUUCUUUUUGUUGACUUGCUCUUUUGAUGUUUGACGUUGGAUGGUGUUGCUGCACAGUGCAAAGGAAAUAAUUAUUGACUGUUGCUUCCUUUGAUAUUUAGUGUUGCCUGUUUUUUUUUCUUGUUGGAUCUUGCCUUCCAUUAGUGUGCAUAUGCACCCUUCCUCCCUCCAUUCUCACAUUCUCGCUCCCCUCUCUCUUCCUCGCUCUCCCUCUUUUUCUCUCCCAGGGACUUCAGAUUUAAAUGAGCUGUUAGCUAAAUCUGGUGCAACGUAUCACUUCUCACUUCUGAUAUCUCUCUCCCUCUCUCUGGCUCCCUCUCCCACAGGUCCGUUUAUGGUGGUUCUGUUUGCCAAGCUGGAGAACAUGCUCCAGAACUCUCUGUAUGUGAACAUCCUGCUGACAGGGAUUCUGGGCCAGCUUGCUUGCUACCCUCAGCCCCUGCUCCGAUCCUUCCUCCUCAACACCAACAUGGUGUUCCAGCCCAGCGUCAAAUCUCUCAUACAGGUAGGAAGGAUCACUAUGUUCCCUAACUCUAACCCAGUGUCAAAUCUCUCAUACAGGUAGGAAGGAUCACUAUGUUCCCUAACUCUAACCCAGUGUCAAAUCUCUCAUACAGGUAGGAAGGAUCACUAUGUUCCCUAACUCUAACCCAGUGUCAAUCUCUCAUACCAGGUAGGAAGUGAUCAACUAUGUUUCCCUGAACUCUUAACCCAGUGGUCCAAAUCUCUUCACACUGGUAGGCAACGGAUCCACUAUGGUUCCACUAAACUCUAACCCCAGUGUCCAAAUCUCUCACACUGGUUAGGAGGAUCACUGAUGUUCCCUAACUCUAACACCAGUGUCAAAUCUGCUCACACGUCGUAGGAAGGAUCAAAGUUAAAUAACACAAGGCAAGGCAAACGGGGAAGAGAGAGAGAGAGAUAGAGAGCGAAGAGACGGAGAGAGAGAAGAUCGAGAGAGAACGAAGUUAUAAAGAUCAAGGAGAGACCCUCAAGAGCGCUCUCUCUUUCAUGAUAUAUUCUCAUGCCUCCCUCUCUAUCUCUCUCUCUCUCUCUUCUCUCUCUCCUCGCUCUCUUCUCUCUCUCUCUCCUAUCUCUCUUCUUCUCUCUCUCUCUCUGCCAUGCCUCUUCUCCCUCCCUCAGGUUCUGGGCUCAGUGAAGAACCGCAUCGAGAUGUUUGCUGCGUCCCAUGAGGACUUCCCUGCCAUGCUGAAGAAAGCCCAGCGCUACCUGGCUGCCAGGGGCAAGGUGGACUGGGCCGACUCCUCACCCAUGGGGGUGCCCACCCUGCGACGCUCUGAUUCCCUGGGUGGGUGAGAGGGGAACAUACAGCCUGUAGGAGUCCAUGGGAGUGCUAGAGAGAAUGAAUAAUGCAGAGAGGCUGUGUUGGAGUUGAUUGGGUCAAAUCUGGCCAGCUGUUCUGUUUACAUUUUUUAGUCAUUUUAGCAGACGCUCUUAUCCAGAGCGACUUGCAGUUAGUGAGUGCAUAAAUUUUUCAACCCUGUUCCCAGGGUUACUGAAAGGGACUGGGGACAGGGUAGGCAGCAGGAGAGCUGAUUACGUCUUAUAAAGACACACAUCUCCUCACCAGGGGGAAUCGGGCUCAGACUGGCCUCUGUGUUCUGGCCACACUGUGAAACCAUGUCUGUAUUUGCAUCUGUCAGAAAUGUCUGUAGUGAGGCGUGAUAACGGACCCGGGUUCGAUCCCAGGCUCUGUCGCAGCCGGCCGUGACCGGGAGACCCAUGAGGCGGCGCACAAUUGGCCCAGCGUUUAUAAUAUAAUAAGCCAUUUAGCAGACGCUUUUAUCCAAAGCGACUUACAGUCAUGUGCGCAUACAUUUUUUACGUAUGGGUGGUCCCGGGGAUCGAACCCACUACCCUGGCGUUACAAUAGCCAUGCUCUACCAAUUGAGCUACAGAGGACCAACUGAUCCAACAGAGACAGUGGAUAGGACAGGUAGGUAAACUGUCCGGGUUAGGGGAGGGUUUGGCUGGCCGGCCGGCCGGGAUUUCCUUGUCCCAUCGCACUCUAGCGACUCCUUGUGGCGGGCCGGGCGCCAGUUGGACGUUGUUUCCUCUGAGACAUUGGUGCGGCUGGCUUCCGGGCUAAGCGAGCAGUGUGGCUUGGCAGGGUCGUGUUUCGGAGGACAUAUGGCUCUCGACCUUCGCCUCUCCUGUGUCUGUAGGAGUUGCAGCGAUGGGACAAGACUGUAACUACCAAUCGGCUAUCAUGAAAUUGGGGAGAAAACGGGGUCAAAAUAAAAAUAAUAAUAAAUAAUGUUAUUUACUUAUCUGUUGUGUCAGUCUACCUGUCCUAUCCACCGUCUACCUGUCCUAUCCACUGUCUGUCUGUUGUCAGUCUACCUGUCCUGUCUAUCUGUUGUGUCAGUCUACCUGUCCUAUCCACUGUCUGUCUGUUGUCAGUCUACCUGUCCUGUCUGUCUGUUGUCAGUCUACCUGUCCUAUCCACUGUCUAUCUGUUGGGUCAGUCUACCUGUCCUAUCCUAACCACAUGCUGUGCUGUGUGUCUCUGUCUCUUCUCCAGUGAAGAGCCGGAAACCCUCGCUAGGCGACCUGAUCCUUCGCCACACCAACAGCCCCACGCGGGCACGCCACGCCGCCCAGCUCGCCCUGGCCCACGUACGAGACGGCGGCCAAUCGCUGCACAGCGCCCUGUUCCGGGGCGGGGCAGGGGCGUCGGGGCUGGAGAAGCAGGCGGAGGCUCUGAGGGUGAAGAACGCCGUCUACUGCGCCGUAAUCUUCUCCGAGUUCCUCAAGGAGCUGGCUGCUCUGGCCCAGGAGCACGCCGUCUCCGUGCCCUUCCUCCAGAGCCACGACACUGAGGAGUGACAUUUUUUAAAGGUUGCAACCCAAUUUUCAACCCUCCUCCUCAGAAGAGUGGACUUGCACACACUCCCUGUCAUGGAUUGAAAAGCAUUGGAUUGGUGUAAGCAUUGUCUGGAGGGAGUUCCUUUCCACCUGUUGUUAAAAUAUAUUGUACACGAGGUCUGGGGCCUGUAUCCACAAAGCGUCCUGAGUAGAAGAGCUGUUCUAGCGGCAAUUUUGACUUUUAGAUCAAUAAUGAACAAGAUUGUAUGGCUGAUUCUAGAUCAGUACUCCUGCACCGAGAGGCUUUCACCCUGACCUCAUGGUGCAGCUACCCAUUUACCCCCUUCUGCCUGCAGGGGGCAGAGUGGACCACGGACUGGGCUGAGCGCUGCAGUGAAGAGACGAGAGAGGGAGAGGGGGGGGGGGACACACGGUUCAUUCGGACAAUGAGAAAACAAGAAGGGAAUUUCAGUUUUUGUAUGGAAAAAGUAUAUAUAAAUGUUAUGAUACUGUGCAUAUCAUGUAUAUAAUAUUUAUGUGGAUAUAUAUAUUAUACACACUAAAUGUCAGUAGAUCUGGAGAGUGGUCUGUAGUGUACAUACCAUGCCAUAGCAGGGUGGCAGCAUAGAGCAUUCAUACAUUCGUACAUGGUGCUGAGUCACCUCUUUCCACUCUCCCCUCUCUAGUGAAUGAUGCUCAUCAGACUUUUUCAAAGGAGAACAAGGUUAAAGCUUCCGUCUUUUUUUUAGAAAAUCUGACAAAAAGACCCACAACUUUUGAUUUUCUCCGUUCGGUACAGAAUUUGCAGAGCGCUGAAACUGGUUAGUAAACUCUGCUACUCAGCUCUGACCGUCUCGACUGUAUAGUUGUGAUAUUAUUAUAAUUGUGGACACAACAGGAAGGGAACCGGCCAAUGGGCUCAGCAUCUCAAGAAGACACCUUUUUUGUUUUUAAAUGCGUCACCUCAGCUUGGGAGAUUUAACAGAGGGAGAGAAGGAGAGAUGGGUGGGAGGGAAGAGACGGAGAAGGAGAUGGAGGAGGGAGGGAAGGAGAGAGGAGGAGGAUGGAGGAGGGCGAGGGGGAAGGAGGAGAUGGGGAGGGAGGGAAGGGAGAUGGGGGAGGGAGGAGGGGAAGGAGAGAUGGGGGAGGCGGGACGGGGAACGGAGAGGAUUCGGGGGAGGGAGGGAAGGGAGAGAUGGGGGGAGGGAGGAGAUGGGGAGGGAGGGAAGGAGAGAAGGGGGAGGGAGAGAAUGGGGGGAGGGAGGGAGGGAGGGAAGGAGAGAUGGGGGAGGGAGGGAAGGAGAGAGGGGGGAAGGAGAGAUGGGGGGGAGGGAGGGAAGGAGAGAUGGGGGGGAGGGAGGGAAGGAGAGAUGGGGGGAGGGAGGGAAGGAGAGAUGGGGGGGUGAGGAGGUCUGGAAAAGGGAAGGAGACCGUAGAGAGGAUCCUCCCCCUGUACUGUGUACUGGAAAACAAAAGUGGAUUUUGA
Messenger RNA from Coregonus sp. 'balchen', 15484 nucleotides. NCBI's taxonomy places the organism in Eukaryota, Metazoa, Chordata, Actinopteri, Salmoniformes, Salmonidae. The record is from the annotation of a GenBank genome assembly.